AUUGAGAGACGGACCAUCGAGGCAGGUACUCGAUACAAGAGUCCGCUGGCUCAGUCAUCCUCCCCAUAUCCUGAAUAAGGUAGAAGGGCGAUCAUAGCCAAGGGGAACAUUUUCCCUACGUGAUUUUCCAAUUUAACGUCCCUGCAGGCCAGGGUACGAAUUCAGAGCUGGUCUCUGUUGAUGGAUGCUUCAGCAUUCUUGCUUCAUCUUGCACCACUCUGAAAGAAAGGAAACCCAUCAGGUACAGUUGAAACAUGAGUGUGUUAGGCACUGCUGCUGUGGAGACAUACCUUAAACAGAUGUCCGGUGCUGUGACACCAGCUGAGGGCUACUUGGAGAAAAGCCACUCCUCCACAGCAACAGAGGGUACCAAGAGGUACCAUCAUGAUGAUUCUUUACCAGUGGAGGGAUAUGUGAAGGAGUUCACCCGCCACUCAAAUGAUGUCCUACUCAAUCUGAAUGAACUUCGCCAUCGGGAAAUACUGACAGAUGCCACCCUGCUGGUGGGUAACACCCAACUACUGGCCCACCGAGCUGUCCUCAUUGCAUGCAGUGGCUUCUUCUAUUCUCUGUUCUCUCGUUGUGGUUCUGCGGGGCUCAGCGUUCUCACUCUCCCAGAUACGCUGGAUGUCCGUGGAGUCACCCUGCUUUUGGAAUUUAUGUACACAUCACGGCUGCCUCUUACUCUGGACACCGUGGAAGCUGUACUGGCUGCUGCCACCUAUCUGCAGAUGGAGCAUGUAGCAGAUGCCUGUCGUGCCUUCAUUCAGUCCAGAGCCACUACCCAUCCCAGGUCCCGCUUGUUGGAUUACACCUCUUCAGUACUGUGUGCUUCUGCCCAUUCAGAGGUGCUACUAGGUAGAGGAGUAUAUUGCUGGGGUCCUUCUUUGACACCCUUGUCUGCCAGAGUCCCAACUUCAUCUGUGCCCUCCAAGACCUUUCUCCAGAACAGCUCUACUAUAAAAAACCUUGGAGAGAACAUGCCCCUCUUGGAGAUACAGGGUACUACUCAGCAAGAAGCUUCGCAUUUUCAAAACCCUGUCAAGGCAUCGAGACUGCUGGAAAGCCAAACAUCAGAAGCAACCAUGGAUCACAGUGGUUUUAAGGAUAUUGCAAAGAAGCAUGAUGGGCAACAAGAGUCAUGCAAAGCCCACCAAGAAGAAGUGAAAAUUGAAGCAGAUGCUUCUGGGAGCAGGGAGCUAACCAUAUCACCCUUGCCAACCCCUGAUAGCCCAUCCCGUUCUGGCUGUCAUCCCAACUCUCCUUCUGAGGCCAGCAUCUGUGGAAGUCAGGCACCUGCGCAGACAGAGGCCCAUCCAAACCCAGACCCCAAAGCCUGUAACUGGAAAAAGUACAAAUAUAUAGUGUUGAACCCUCUAUGCCGGAGAUCAGCUGUGAAAGAUGAGGAGGAAGAGGAAGAGGAGGAGGAGGACGAGGAGGAAGGCGACAAGAAACUGGAAGAAGAUGAUCCAGAGCUGGGUCAUACCCCUAGGAGCCCAGAGAGAUGCCCAUCAUCUGACCACUCUGCCCAGGAGGCGGGAGACAAAGAUGAGAUGAGUCAAUCAGUGAGGCUUAUCCCUCGGUACAUUCAGUGUAACGUUUGUCUGCAAAGCUUUGAGCAGGUCUCUCAGCUAUUUCAUCACAUCAUGGCCAGCCACCCUGAGGAGGACCUUCCUGACUUGUCUUCUGCAGCCUCUCGCUGCACAUCCGGUGUUGCCAUGACCUGUACAAUAUGCCAGGGACAUUUCACAAAGCAGGAUGCCCAGCACCGACAUUUCCUGCAUUGUAAUGGCGACAAUGACCAGCCCAAGUGUGACAGUUGCUGCUCUUCUUUUUGCCACAGUAGCAGCCCAUCAACUCAGAAAAUUGUACAUGCAGGUGAGAAGCCAUAUCGCUGCAGCAUCUGUGGGGCACAGUUCAACAGACCUGCCAAUCUCAAGACUCACUCACGCAUCCACUCAGGCGAAAAGCCUUAUCGCUGUGAUACAUGUGGGGCCCGCUUUGUUCAGGUAGCUCACCUACGAGCUCAUGUUCUUAUUCAUACUGGAGAGAAGCCUUACCCAUGUGAGACGUGUGGCACACGUUUUCGUCACCUGCAAACUCUCAAGAGCCACAUCCGCAUUCACACAGGGGAAAAACCCUACCAUUGUGAAAAGUGCGAUCUUCACUUCAGGCACAAGAGCCAGCUGAGGCUCCACCUGCGGCAGAAGCAUGGCGCAGUAACUAACACCAAGAUCCGCUACAAGGUUCUGUCAGACCCAUACAGAGCAGCAAUUGUAUCCUGCUAAACAUUUCAUGCAGGCCAUGAGAUUACAUUGCACAGUCAAGCAGGAAACUGAGUCCAGACCAAAAUGGAAAAAAUGGACAUUUUCUUUGUGAUGCUAUGCCUCCUAUUGACCUUUACCAAAAAAAACAUUUAGUUUGUUCUCAUGGUCAGGGCUGCCAUCACUAAGUAGAUGGUAACAGGGAUUAAACAUGUCUUAAGAAACUUCCUAUGACAUUUAGUGGUAGAGUAAACUUACUGCAGAUAGGUGUAUUCUUAAAUUGAAGAAUACUUUUAAUUAAAAUAACUGUCAGAGAAAACCAAUCAGGGUGGCAGUUUGGUGAGCAACCUUCCUCCUACUCCUAUUGACUAAUGAACGUCUUCUCAAGAUUGUUGCAUUCUGGUCUUGUCAAGUGUAAACAAUGUCAAAUCAAUGUAUUCUGUGCAUACAGGCAAUGUGGUGAAGGCUUAGAACACUAACCCAUGAGGCUGUCAAUUCAGUGCACACCAUUGACUCACUUUAUAACCAUGAGCAAGUUGUUUAACCCGAUAAAAUUUUACACAGAUUUUAGGAAACAUUUUUAGAGAUGGUGUUCACUAUGGAAAGAUGCUGUAUAAAAUGAAAAGUAUAAAUGUUGUUCACAAUAGAAAGGUGAUUAGAGUUGUGGUUCAGUAUGGAAGUUUGUGUGUUGUGUGAUUGCCCGAUUGAUGAUGUUAAAUUGUUUUGUGACACACGUUUGUUAAAUUAACUCAUUGUAUCAGCUACUUGCAGUUACUUUAGCCCCAAAAUCUACUUUUCUUAUCCAGUUAGUGGUAAAAAAAAAGUGAUAGGAUUGUUUUUGCUGAUUUUCAAGCCUUGGUGCUAUUAGGAUGGAAGAGAAGACACCCUAGGGACUCGGAGCUUUCCUGUCUUCUUUUGAACUCUUAAAAAGAGUUCUUGGUUAAAACCUUGCAGUGUGUAAUCAGAAAGUACCGAUUCUUAAAGCAGUCUUCCUGUAAUGUUCAAGUACAGUGAAGCAAAUUUGGUGAUAACAAGAUGUGUUAGCAAGAUGAUAAAAUGGAAGAAGAAUGGCAGAGCUGGGAUGAGCAUCCAUUGUUCUCCUCCCUCAUUGAAGUGUAGGUAUAGGAAGCUGUAGUUGGUCUUCAUGGGCAAUGUUCAUAGGUAUGUAGGGUUAAAAAUGGCACAUGUACAGAGUGACUUGUAUGUUGCAACACAAAGAUAGAUGCACACCAUGUGAUCUUAAAAGGUCUAUCACUGUAAACAGAUGUACCAACAAAGCACUUUGAGAUGUCUUCCACUAUGCAAAGCCACUAAAAUAUAUAUUAUAAAGUUUAAGGGUACAGCUAUUUUUUUUUCAAGAUGCAGAAAGAGAACAGUCAGGCUAAAGGGUUCUUAAAGUGUCUGUAGACACCUGAAAGUCCUGCCUCCUGGCUGCUGCAGACUACACUGCAUCUCCAUUCUGGACUUUCACUACAAGUGCUCUACAGUGUGCCAUCUGGCAGCAUGUCAUAAGCCUACUGCUGGCAUGUAAUGAGGCACAUUUGGCUAUGUCUUUGUUUUUAAAUAAUCCAAAUGGCUUACUCUGUUGUCCAGGAUAAGCUAUUAAGCCAGAAUCAUAUGUAAUGAAUGAUACAGACAACCCUAAAAGUCUGUAGAAGAUACAGUGUAAGGGAUUUUUUGUUGAAGGUAGGUAUUUUGUGGGCAGUAAUAUUUUAGUCAAUUUAAUGUGUUAAGAAAAAGAAACAACAGACUAAAAGAAAAAAAAGAGAUAACAGACUUCAGCUAAUCUACAGUCAAUGAAGUUAACAGCAGGAAGUGGGGAGAAGGUAAAAGAGGGCUUGUUGAAGUUGCUUUCUGUUGCCUAAAGUACGUUGUUUGGUCUGGAAGAGGUUAUAGAAUGUUAAAUGAAUAAAAUAACUCAAAAGUCAGAGGUUAAAGUAGGAAGAAAGUAUAUGCGGUGGAGGAAAGCAUUUGGAAUUGGAUAAUCAGGAGCUUAGAAAGUCCAGUGUGUCUAAUUCAGAAGUGCAAAUCCAAAUGUACACCGAUGUUCAACGUUUGGACUAAUUAAUCAUUUGCUUGAGUUAGAACUGGAAUGAUUGUGUGAUGAUUGCAAAGUUCUAAAAGGUGCCUUUGGAAAACUGUGAAUAAAUGUCAUCAGUUUAUUGGGUGCUAAUGUUGCCUAGAAGGAGGAGUGUGGUUAUCAGUGUCCCAGGUACCAGGGUUUAUCAUUUUGAAUUGGAGUAAAAUGUAAACAGAAGUCAGACUAUUUGGGAUUUAUCAAUUGUUUGGUUCACCUUAAUAGCUUCCCUGGUAUGCCAUGAAAAUAACAGUGUAGCACACCUGGGUCUAAACUCAAGAAGGACAAACUCCUCAGGUGGUCGAACAACCUGGAGAAGUUGGCUUGAAAACUGCCACACAAUCGCUAUGUUGCAGUCAUAGCACAUAGAGCUCUUAGGAUACAUCUCUUGGCUGCUAGAGUCCAUCUGGCUGGCUGUGUGGGUGCCAACGAGUGUCACGGGGUGGUGGAUAGUGGGCAUACAAGUUGCCUCAGACGCAGAGGAGGGCGAGUAAAGUACUCAUUGAGUUCUGAGUCUGCAAAUGCUGAUCUCGGAGCUGCUUUUAUACCGGCUUCUCUGGUAGUCCCGUCCCUUCAGACAGUUGAGCAUGUAUAUGAGAUAUAAUGUGUUUGUGGACAGUAGAUAAAGGUUGGAAAACACUUCACUGCACUAUCUAUCUAUCUAUCUGUCUGUCUGUCUGUCUGUCUGUCUGUCUGUCACACGUGAAAAAAAUAGAAGCCUGAUUUGUUUUUUUUAAUAAAGCCGGGAUGAUAAGCUAAUAAGAAACCCUUAACCUUGACAGUGAGAGAUCAGCUUUGCAUGCUGACGUUUUUCACUUCAAACACAUGAAUUGCUUUUAUAUUUCAUCUAACAGUGUGUGCCUGUGUGUGAAAGUAUAACUUUAUCUCAUUUAAUGUCUUUAUAUAGUGAACACCAUCUCAAGUACUUGACCAGGGCUGAUGAGACUGGCUCCAGCCCUCUCCCAGAACAAGGUUAAGCAAGUCUGAUAAAAAAAAUAUAUACAUAUAUAUAUAAAUGUUGUUUUCAAAUUUUGCUGUUAUUUAUAGAGCUGAUAUUCAGCAAGGUUCAGUGGCUCAUCCAGGGUCUUGCAGCGAGUCAGAGCCGGCAACAGUUUCUUAGUCAUGAUGGGACAUACUGUUGCAUUCCGUUACUCUCUGUAACUCGUCAUUAUUUUUCACAUUUAAAACCUGCCUAAUUGUUUUUCUAAAUGACCCUUUAGGGUUUGUGCUCAUGACUGAACCCUGUCCGGGGUUGGUUCUUUUCUUGCAAACAAUGAUGAUGGGCUAGCCCAAGUAUCCCAUCAUACAAACUGAAUUUGAGAAUGGUGUGUUAGAAUAAUGCACAACAAUCAAGCUGGAAUAAGGCAGAGUGUGUUUCUGUUGGCCCCUCCAAUAUUUGUAUAAAAAUAUACUGACAGAUCAACGUGGGUCACAUCAAUGUUCACAGUAUUACCAAAAUUGUUUGUUGCUACCUUAUCAGUGUCCGGUCAAUAUAUGAACAUGCCUUCCUUGAAUGUUUCUGUUCAUACUGUACAAUGAGCCAUAAUGUUGUCAUACAUCUGCUGACCACCAUGUUCUGUUGACCUCCAUCUGCAUCUGUGUACAUACGUUAAUGGUGUCAUUGAACCCGUCUUUUAAACAGAGGCUCGGCUCCCUAACCAAAAGGCCACACACCUCCCCAACCUGACCACUGUCACUGCACAGCCUAGUUUUGAAGCCUUCCCAUUUUGCUACACUACCAGCUUUCAUUCUUAAUGCACCUUUUUUUUCCCUUAAAAAGUAAAACUCACCGUAGUGAGCAUAUUUGCCUUUCUUUAAUGAAGUGUGCACAAUUAAGUUGAUUUGCCAUUGUUUGUAAAACAGGAUCCUUAUUGGCUAUCCUGUUUUUUAAAGUCUGGUUGCUCUCAUACCACUACUGCUGGCGCCUUAUAAGCUCUUUGGAAAUGGUGUGUUCAGGGAAGAACUCUUUCUGUUGCUUUUUUUUUUGCCAUCUAACUUGCCGUCUUUCUUCUUUCUGAACAUUUUUGGGCCUUCACUUAGUGUUGACUCGCUGUGAAUGUGAAUGCAUCCCAUUUUAGGUGGUGUGUGUAAGUGCCACUUUCAGACUUUAAUUUGUCUCAACGGCUUUGCUGCCGCUUAAGCCUUCAACUGCUUAAUAUUUCAGUUCCUGUGCGGCGUGAGACGACGCCUGUCUCCGCAUGCUUUGCUGAAGGAAUUGGGACCGUUUGAAAGACGCUGCGUGACUUUUAAUGGCCCAAAGUGAGAUUGGAAACAUACAAGCUUUGAGAGUUGAUGUAUAUGUAAUAUAAAGAGGAAUUAAAAGAAUCAAAAAGAUUUAUCAUUUUGCUGGCCAAGAUAAAAUAUCUUUUUAUGGGGUAAUAAAGAUUUUGUUUUCUGUUACAGCUUAAUAUAUAUAUAUUUUUAUUAUGCUGGAAUGGUGUAUAUCUAUGGAUUUGUAUGGAUUGCUGCUUUAAAUGCUUUAGAAAAUUAUUUUUAUUUUAUUUUAUUUUUUUCUGAAACCAAAGUCUAAAAAUGAUCUGCUGUGCAGGAUCUGCUCUUUUUUUAAUUUAAAUUAUAAUUGCAGUUAGUGAUGCUGCUGUCUGUAACCGUUUUUCUGAACCCUUUUUAUGUCGGCGUACUGAUUUUGUUUUAGGUGGUCUAUUUCACUCAUUUACUGUAUUUCCUCCCUGACUGGUGCCCAUGAAACUUUGUGUUUUUUGCUGUUGAUCGGCAGGCCCAUUCUGAAAUCACCGUUCAUUACACCCUUUUUAUUUUGCCUAGCUGGAAAUUGGAUGUUCAAAGGAAAUAGAUUUAAUUAUUUUUUUAAGAGAAAUAGGAGCAGGAGACAAAUGGAAUGAAUGUACAAUAACAAGAGAGUAGUCCAAAAAGUUGCAAAGAUUCUGUGAUCAGGAAGACAACAAGACCAAAGGGUCAAAACAAAAAUGCUGCAUUUGAAAGCAAAUAUAGGAAGGCAAAAAUGAAAAAAAGGAUUUGAAAAGGUUCCCUAGAAAUGCCAAGAUUUCAUGUAGAGUUUUGUAGGCUUUAUUGCUAUGAAAAGCUUUGAAGGUCCUUAAAGUCCUCCUCUCUACCACCCUACUUGGUAAGGAGGAGUUUGACAAAUGCAUGAAUGCGACGAGCCCAUCAGGCUCAUAAUUGUGAUUCCGAAAGAGCUUACCACUUUACAGCCUUUAAGGUGGAAAUCAGCCAUACAGGAACGUUAAAGGAUUAGCCGUUGUUUCAUUUACCAUUUUAUUGCUCUUGUAUGGCAUCAGCAAUUCAGUUUCCAAAAACUCAUCCUGAACUUAUCCCUGCAGGACGAGCUUUUAUAUUAGAGGAACUGCUGUAGCCGACAUUGUUCAGAAGUCCCACUGUGUGACCUUAAUGGAGUCCAAUGCCACACCAGGGCUGACUCAGCAAUGUUGUCCUGUGAACUUGUGAUCUGUAAGUCACUUUAGAUGUUGCCUACUUAGGCAAAAGUUUACCUCUGUCACUGCCGAGCCCAACAAUAAAUCUACUACUUCAAACACCCAGACGAUCAUGGGGGAAUCUAUGGAUAUGACAGAGCAGCUUACUUCUGCAAUUUUAAUUUUAGUUUUGGUGUGAUUGUUCAGAAGAGAAAAUGCUGAUCUCUCUUGUCUGCCGCUUUAAUAAAUCUGCAAUAUAUUUU
Molecule: messenger RNA, 8008 nt
Organism: Erpetoichthys calabaricus (reedfish)
Lineage: Eukaryota; Metazoa; Chordata; Cladistia; Polypteriformes; Polypteridae
Gene: bcl6b
Product: BCL6B transcription repressor
Exons: 12
Coding region: 255-2288 (677 amino acids)
Biological process (GO): regulation of transcription by RNA polymerase II
Cellular component (GO): nucleus
Molecular function (GO): RNA polymerase II cis-regulatory region sequence-specific DNA binding; DNA-binding transcription factor activity, RNA polymerase II-specific; protein binding
Source: RefSeq, a predicted model, not a curated record